Messenger RNA from Tuber aestivum (summer truffle), 596 nucleotides. The record is from the annotation of a GenBank genome assembly. NCBI's taxonomy places the organism in Eukaryota, Fungi, Ascomycota, Pezizomycetes, Pezizales, Tuberaceae.
AUCCUUCGGAACUCCUAUUACUGCUGCCUGAAAGCUCCAAUACGUUUCCUACUCACUCCUCAAAUAUCUUAUUUACCAUGGGGAAAGCAAGUAAAGCACUCCAAGCUUUUAUCGACAAUAUUCCGGAUUCAAAACUGACGGGAUUUCCGGAGGGUGCUGGAACGAUUUACACUGAUCAAGACUUCCGCCUGGAUAUGCAAGGCGUAAGUACCCUGAAGGGCUGUGAGUAGGCUUCGUUAUAGGGCCCUGUUUUUGAGGAGCAGGUACAAAAUAACCUAGGUUAUUCCAAGUAACUGGGAAAAAUAUUGUCAAAUUCAGACGAUUUUUCAAUCUGCAGUUAAUAACCUGCUCCUGAUGUCCCGUUUGUCAGGAGCUGGGUCCCGUAACGAAAGGCUAGCUGUGAGGAGAGGAUGCUGAUGACCAAACAGAAGACUACCAGCGGCGGAUACAACCUCCAAAUCCAAGUUAACAGGGGGACGAAAGUUACAACCCUUAAGCCUUUAGCUCCACAAACGGUAGCUGGACCAGUUAUUGCUACGGGCACCGAAACUGCUAGUGUGAUUCGGGCCAACUUCGUCGCCACUAUGAAGAUCUGA